Onthophagus taurus is the source of this 2321-nucleotide messenger RNA. RefSeq names its product heterogeneous nuclear ribonucleoprotein rumpelstiltskin (gene rump). The record is from RefSeq and is a predicted model, not a curated record. NCBI's taxonomy places the organism in Eukaryota, Metazoa, Arthropoda, Insecta, Coleoptera, Scarabaeidae. Gene Ontology annotation, molecular function: mRNA binding. Gene Ontology annotation, cellular component: nucleus; cytoplasm.
CCAUUAAUUCCGCCAUUUCAUUCGCGUUACGCUUGGUGAAGACGUCGAAGUAGGAAUAAAGUUACAAAAAGCCGUUUUUUCAACUUUAAAGCGCGAAUUGAACGGAUACCUGUGACUAGGAAAAAGUAAUUAUGGUCGACAUGGAAGAUAAGGAUAGAAGCAGUAGGGAUCGUUCUCGUCGUGAAAGACCAUCGCGUUUCUCCGAAGGCAGUCGUGACCGAAGUGCGGAUCGCGGAAAAGAUCGUGGUGGAAUGAAAUCGUCGAAUUGUCGCGUUUACGUCUCGAACAUCCCAUACGAAUAUCGCUGGCAAGAUUUGAAAGAUCUCUUCAGAAGUCAGGUAGGCGACGUUGCUUUCGUCGAACUCUUCGUCGAUGAAAAUGAUAAACCGCGGGGUUGCGGUAUCGUCGAAUUUUCCGAGUCCGGUUCGGUGAAGAAGUGUUUGGAGGUGAUGCAUCGGUUCGAAUUGAAGGGGCGCAAGAUUGUUAUUAAGGAAGAUUUCGGAAAUGCAAGGGAUAAGUUUGGGAAUUUGAUUGGUACAAAACGAAAUAGGGAUCGAGAUAAUGAUAGGGGGGACAGGUUUAGGGAAGAACGAAGGGGUGGUGGUGGAGGAGGAGGAGGUGGCGGCGGCGGCGGUGGCGGCUUCGAUGGUGGACGUCAAGAUGAUAAUAAAUGGGGAAAUACAUAUGGGUUAAGUCCACAAUUUUUGGAUGGUUUGGGUAUUCAUUCCCCAUUGACUAAUCGAAUUUUUGUUGCUAAUUUGGACUACACGGUUGAAAAGAAGAAAUUAAAAGAAGUUUUCCGUUUGGCGGGUAAGGUCCUAUGGGUGGACAUGCCCUUAGAUAAAGAUGGUCGUUGUCGUGGCUUCGCUGUUAUUGAAUAUGACCACCCAGUUGAAUCGGUUCAAGCGAUUUCAAUGUUCCACAAUCACGAAUUGUUUGGUCGUCCAUUGACGGUCCGAAUGGAUCGCAUUCCGGACAAAGAAAAACUUCCCGAAGGUCUUAAAUCGAUCGGUAUGGGUUUGGGUGUGAACGGUCAAGCUUUGAAAGAUGUUGCUCAUAAUUUGCCCUCUUCAAAUUCGUCGAAUAAUAAUCAAUUGUCGAAUUCUGGGCCUGGUAUACUCGGUGCAGUUCCGAAUUUGAUGGGUAUUAACGCCGGGGCUCCUCUAAAUAAUUUAAAUAGCGUCGCUUCGGCUUUGGGGAAUUUGGGGACAACGUCUGCGGCGGUUCUUCAAGCGGCCAAUUUGGCUAAUUUACCAAAUAAUCUCCUCGGAGGUGGUGAUUUAAGCGGUAUUGCGGCUAAUUUGGUUUCUAACCCUUUAGUACAGAGCCAGUCGUUAAGUAACUUGAACGCUUCUAAUUUGAGUCAAGCGGGAGGCUUUAACAGAAACGAUUCGUUCACGUCCCAGUCCUUGGGGGGUUUUCAAGGCAGCGGAGGAGGUGGUGGCAAUAAUCAAAUGAGCACAUUUAAUUCCGGAGGAGGUGGUGGAGGCGGCGGCGGAAAUAGAAACUUCCAAAAUUUUGAUGGGUCGAAAAAUUCCGGUUUUGGAGGAGGAGGAGGAGGCGGUGGUGGUGGAGGUUUUAAUCGGGGGAAUGACCGCGAAAAUAGUGGCGGAGGAAGUGGAGGGUUUAACGCGGGGAUGCGUAGUCAAAAUCAACAGAGCAAAACUGGGUAUUCAAAUAAAAUUCUUAUCAGCAACCUUCCGCACACCGCUGGGUAUCAAAUGUUAAGAGACAAAUGUUGUGAGUUUGGCGAGGUCCAAAGGGUUGAGGAUAAAGGAAACGGAAACGUUUUGGUCGGCUUUGCAAAUGAGUGGGAUGCAGAAAGAGCUAUAAAAAAUAUGGACAAGGCGAGAAUUGAUGGGAGAACUAUCGACGUCCGCUUCUACUUUUAAUCAACGCCGAAAUUCCAACAAAAAAAUUGUUUAUUAUGAGAAAUAAAUUAAUCUUAGUUUUUAGUUUGUGACCGGAUCCGUCGGUAAGAGACAUUCUUAGUUCAUCCACGAUUAGUAAGCGUUUUUCAACAAACGACAAAGAGUUUCUUUAAAUGUUUUGUGUCAUAGUGUUUUCGUUUUGAUGUUUAUAAUUUGUCUUUUCAUAUAAGUUUUAGUUUUAUACUAAAAUAUUGCAAAUAAAUGGUACUUCUAAUAAAAAUGCAAGUUUAAGAUAUUGUUUAGUUUUUAUUUCUUCUUCAUAAAUACAUGUUGAAGCUAAAACUAUGAAAAAUGUGGAUAAGUUUGGAUUUGUAUUAGGGAAAAUAAAAGGAUAUAAAUUUUACAAUUAAAGUUAUAUUUUUGUGUAAAUAAAUUAUGAAAUCUAAAAUA